AUGUCGUACGACUUCAAAUCUACCGGUGUCUCUUCUCGCAAAGAGCCCUUUUUUAAGAAAAAGAGGACCAUUAUCAGCGUAAUCCUUGCAUUGUGCUUUGGAGCAGCUGUUAGUAUGUCGCAUUUGGCCGAAAACAAUUAUGUACGCCGCGAAACAAACUACUGUGGAAAAAUCGAUGCAAUUACACCGGCAUUCGACAACUCUGUAAGAGCUAUUUUUGAAGACCCUCAGUUCAAGGAACAAUCUAUCAAAAAACUCAGUGGCGCUCUUCAGAUACCAACAGAGGUUUAUGACGAUAAUCCAAGCCCACAUGACGACCUGGAGUACUAUGAGGAAUUCUUCAAACUCCAUGAUUAUCUUUCUGAGACUUUUCCUCUGACCUACCGGCACCUAAAAGUUGAAAAGGUUAACCUAGUUAACCUUGUAUACACAUGGGAAGGCAAAAAUUCGUUGUUGAAACCUAUGCUUUACAGCGCAUCAGGACGUAGUCCCAGUCGAGAGAGAAACCAUUUCAAAAUGGAAGUUCCCGCCCUUUUCAGGCCAUUACGAUAAAGAGACCGACACUGUUUGGGGAAGAGGAGCGCUUGACUGUAAGACAAUGCUGAUUGCAGAAUUGGAGGCAGUCGAACAACUAUUGAAAGACGGCUUUGUUCCCGAGAGAACAGUCAUUAUUGCAUUCGGAUUCGAUGAAGAAACAGCAGGUCUUCAAGGAGCUCGCACUCUGGCUCCAUUCUUUGAAGAACGCUACGGUAAAAAUGGAAUCUACUCCAUAGUCGAUGAAGGCGCGAUGGUUCAAGAAAUUGACGAAAACGUCUUCAUUGCUGCACCAAUAGUACAAGAGAAGGGAUACGUCGAUGUCCAAUUUACAGUGAGUGGUGUUGGAGGACAUUCUUCGAUUCCUCCAAAGCACACAACAAUUGGAGUAGCAUCAGAUAUUGUUCUAACACUAGAGAACAACCCCUUCUUGUUUGACAUGGGUCUAGAUAGCGCGUUCUAUGGAUACUUGACCUGUGUGGCUGAGCAUGAUAGCAAGUUCCCUUCAGAGUUCAGAGAUGCUGUCUUAGAUGCUCCCUACGACGACAAACAAAGAAAGAAGAUGAUCGAGUUUACAUCUCAGGUUCCCUCAAUGAGAGAGCUGAUGAGAACUUCUCAAGCAGUAGAUGUAUUCCAUGGGGGUAUCAAAGCCAACGCCCUUCCAGAAAUGACUAAGUUUCUGGUUAAUCACAGAAUAGAUUUAAAAUCCUCUGUGGAUGAGACAUUCGAAAGAGAUGCUAAAAUAGCCAAGCAAAUUGCCGAGAAAUAUGGAUAUGGGUUUUUCGCUGGCGACAGGGAAGAAAUAGCUCCGACAGAAUUAGGCUACAUCAAAAUUGAAGCCCUCAAAGGUUUGAACCCAUCACCUUAUUCACCAACAGAGGGCUCUCCUGUUUGGGAUAUUUUUACCGGUACCAUUCAAAAUGUUUACGAAAAUGGUGUUUUCAAGCACACUCCAGAAAAUGAACUUUAUAUCACUACGAACACAAUAUCUGCAAACAGCGACACAAAGUAUUACUGGAAUCUAACAGAAAACAUUUACAGAUUCUUUGGUAAUAUCCAGCCCCCUCAAAUGUGGGGAGUUGUCCAUUCGGUGGAUGAACACAUUCCAGUGUCUGCCCAUCUCACAACAGUGGCUUUCAUCUACGAAUAUAUUGUUAACGUUAAUGAAAAAGCGGCGACAGAUUCUUUUCCUUGA
Molecule: messenger RNA, 1729 nt
Organism: Lachancea meyersii CBS 8951
Lineage: Eukaryota; Fungi; Ascomycota; Saccharomycetes; Saccharomycetales; Saccharomycetaceae
Source: the annotation of a GenBank genome assembly